GCGUUCUGAGCCCCAAAUACUCGAAAGCACAUCGCCUACCCUUUUGCCCCUGCAAAUUUUUCUGAGUCUUCCCCUUCUCUGCCCUUCAUCUUUGAGGUUCUAUUAGAGGUUGUUUGUGAGGAGGCGGUUAUAACUUAUACUUCGUUCGGCUUUGUUUUGAAAGAACUAAUGUGUUGGAGGAAAACUUGGCUGGAUAGAAAAGAAAGCAAGUCGAGGGUAUAGUUUAGGUCUAAUUGAAAAACACAUAGGAAAACACUGAUUUAUUGUGGCAACUGUUCGACUUGUUAUGGCAAACAACGACUUGAUUCUUGGGCAAAAGCGGGAUCAAUCAUUGAUGCCAGAUCAACAUUUUGCGCUAGGGCAACAUCACAAUGUGAUUCUGGGUCGUGGCCAUAAUUUUGGAUCAGGGCAGACUCAUGAUCAUGGUUUGGAUAUAGGACAUACCCAUGAUCAUGGACUAGCUCUUGGCCUGACACAUGAACAUGGAAUGUCUCUUCAACAUACACAUGUUGAGAAUUUUGGUGAAUAUGAUUUAGAGUUAGAUGGAGAUAAGGAUUCCGAAGCUGAUCAAGAGCAUGCUGAUGUUGACAACCAUAAUAAUGAAUUGUCUCUUACUGCUCAGGAUCAUGACUUAGGCUUAUCCGAUAAUCAUGAAUUGGCUGUUGUAGAGAACCACGAUCUUCAUGAGAGCUUAGAUCUAGCUGUGGACCAGAAUCAGGAAAUGAGUAUUGUAUGUAGCUCAGAUAUGACUGUUCAGCAGCCCCUGAUGGUUAGUCCUUUCCCUCAGUCCCGAGCCUUGGAGCUAGAUUCUAAUGACAAACUGUCUGUUGGGCAAGAGUUUCCUGAUGUCCAUAGCUGCCGAAGGGCACUGAGGGAUGCAGCCAUUGCCCUUCGCUUUGAGAUGCAGACAAUCAAGUCUGACAAGACUCGUUUCACUGCCAAAUGUGCAAGUGAGGGAUGCCCUUGGCGAAUUCAUGCUGCGAAGCUUCCAGGUGUUCCUACUUUCACAAUUAGGACUAUCCAUAAGCCACAUACGUGUGGUGGAAUCACCCAUCUUGGUCAUCAACAAGCCUCAGUCCAGUGGGUUGCAGAGUCUGUGGAACAACGCCUGAGGGAAAAUCCUAACUACAAACCAAAGGAGAUAUUAGAAGAGAUCCACAGGAUCCAUGGGAUUGCAUUAACGUAUAAGCAAGCGUGGAGGGGAAGGGAGCGAAUCAUGGCUGCAGUUCGUGGGUCAUUUGAGGAAGAUUAUCGUCGGCUUCCGCAGUAUUGUGAGCAGAUCAGAAUGACAAAUCCAGAUAGUAUCGCGUUUGUCUACGGAAAUCCUGUUGACAACUGUUUCCAACGUCUCUUUGUUUCAUUUCAAGCAUCCAUUUUUGGGUUUCUAAAUGCAUGCCGACCUCUUAUAGGUCUUGAUAGGACUCCUCUGAAAAGCAAGUACCUUGGGACGUUGCUUUUGGCUACUGGUUUUGAUGGAGAUGGUGCUUUGUUUCCUUUGGCAUUUGGUGUGGUUGACGAGGAAAAUGAUGGUAACUGGUUGUGGUUCCUUCACGAGCUGCAUAGCCUGCUUGAAACUAAUGCAGAGAACACGCCAAGGCUUACAAUUUUGUCUGAUAGGCAGAAGGGAGUCGUGGAUGGAGUAGAAACAACCUUCCCAAUCGCAUUUCAUGGGUUUUGCAUGCAUCAUCUUAGUGACAGUUUCCGGAAGGAAUUUAACAGUGCUGUUCUUGUCAACCUUCUUUGGGAGGCUGCGCAUACUCUCACUAUCCUCGAAUUCGAAGCAAAAAUCCUUGAGAUUGAAGAGAUAUCACAGGAUGCUGCUUAUUGGAUUCGACGGAUUCCACCUCGCCUGUGGGCCACAGCAUAUUUUGAGGGAACGAGGUUUGGGCAUCUCACAGCUAAUGUAGCUGAAUAUUUGACAACUUGGAUGGCUGAAGCUUCUGCACUUCCAAUAAUUCAAAUGAUGGAGUAUAUACGUCGGCAGCUGAUGACUUGGUUCAAUGAGCGUCGUGAAGCAAGCAUGCAGUGGACAAGUAUUCUCGUUCCUUCUGCCGAAAGGCGUGUGUCAGAGGCUAUUGAGUGUGCACUUAACUACCAAGUGCUCCGAGCAAAUGAAGCUGAAUUUGAAGUCAUUUCCCAUGAAGGAUCACAUAUAGUGGACAUCCGCACCCGGUGCUGUUCGUGUCGUGGAUGGCAGCUCUGUGGGCUGCCCUGUGCUCAUUCCGUGGCAGCUCUUCUCUCUUGCAGGCAGAAUGUUCAUCGGUUUACUGAAAGUUGUUUCACUGUGGCAAAUUAUCGCAAGGCAUAUUCACUAACGAUACACCCAAUUCCAGAUAAAGCCCUUUGGAAGGAGAUGUCAUCAGAUGUAUUUGACAACGACGGGAAUAAAGACUCUGACGUUAUCAUAAAUCCUCCUAAGUCACUUCGGCCACCCGGUCGUCCAAGAAAAAGGCGAGUCCGCGCAGAAGAUGGUGGUCGUGCUAAACGGGUUGUGCAUUGUAGCCGCUGCAAUCAGACUGGCCAUUUCCGAACAACAUGUACAGCACCUAUAUAGAUUCCAGUAUUCGAGUUGGGCUAUGAUCCCUUAUACCGUGCAAAGAAAAUCAGUUCUUUUGGAUAUAUCUCUAGCUUUGAUUGUUAGCUGGUUCAGUUUUCAGAAAUAUUCUUUACUUCUAUACAUAGGCUUCUUCGGAUAAAAGUUCAGUUUAGACAGGCAAUAGUUUCGGAUGUUUGUUUCAUUGUUUCAGAUUUUAGACAUAGGCCAAGUUAUUUCCUCUUCGUUAUCAUUGAAUAUUGCUUUGUUCACUUCAAUAAUUAAAGUUCAAGCAUUGUUAUAACAAGACUUAGAAAAAAAUUUAGGUCAUGGAUGAUUGGCAAA
Corylus avellana is the source of this 2878-nucleotide messenger RNA. RefSeq lists its product as uncharacterized. NCBI's taxonomy places the organism in Eukaryota, Viridiplantae, Streptophyta, Magnoliopsida, Fagales, Betulaceae. The record is from RefSeq and is a predicted model, not a curated record. Gene Ontology annotation, molecular function: zinc ion binding.